Molecule: messenger RNA, 2738 nt
Organism: Phragmites australis (common reed)
Lineage: Eukaryota; Viridiplantae; Streptophyta; Magnoliopsida; Poales; Poaceae
Product: probable metal-nicotianamine transporter YSL9
Exons: 9
Coding region: 370-2376 (668 amino acids)
Biological process (GO): response to iron ion; seed development
Cellular component (GO): plasma membrane
Molecular function (GO): oligopeptide transmembrane transporter activity; iron-nicotianamine transmembrane transporter activity
Source: RefSeq, a predicted model, not a curated record
GGCAUGAACUGCUCCGGGUGGGGUGUGGCGUCGCAGUCCAUGGCACAUGCGUAACUUUCAUCCAGUGCCACAGUGCGUGCGUCCAGUGCGUGUGCUUAAAAGCCAUGGGCGCGCGCGCCUUUGCUGCGGUUCACAUGAGGGUGCUCUCUCUGUGUGGAACUGUGGAAGAGUGAGGAGAAGUCCUUGCGACGUUUCUGAGCUCUUGCGCCGCUCGGACCUUCGGUCGGAGGAGCGGAGCUGAGGUGGAGUUAAUAUUGCCCACCUUCACUUUUUCCUGUGUUGCUGUCCUUUUGGCUGGAGCAAGCGAGCCCAGGUGAGCAGGGGCGGAGGAGGCAGCACCCCAGGCCGCCGCCGCACCUCGAGCUGGCGAUGGCGCACCAGCGGGACGGCGAAGGCGGAGGCCACGAGGAGACGACCGGUGGCCUCGAUGGCGACGCCGAGACGGGGGCGGGCGCGCGCGUCGGUGGGCGCGUGCCGCCGUGGCGGGAGCAGCUGACGGCGCGCGGGAUGGUGGCAAGCCUGGCCGUCGGCGCCAUGUACAGCGUGAUCGUGAUGAAGCUGAACCUCACCACGGGGCUCGUCCCCACGCUCAACGUCUCCGCCGCGCUCAUUGCCUUCGUCGUCCUCCGCGGGUGGACGCAGGCGCUUGCCCGCCUCGGCGUCGCCACGCGCCCGUUCACGCGGCAGGAAAACACCGUCGUCCAGACCUGCGCCGUCGCCUGCUACAGCAUCGCCGUCGGAGGUGGAUUCGGAUCGUACUUGCUUGGGCUCAAUAAGAGGACCUACGAGAUGGCGGGGGAGGGGACGGAAGGCAACGUGCCGGGGAGCUACAAGGAGCCCGGCAUUGCCUGGAUGACAGGCUUCCUUCUCGCCGUCAGCUUUGUGGGACUUCUCGCGCUCAUCCCUCUCAGGAAGAUCAUGAUAAUUGACUACAAAUUAACUUACCCAAGUGGAACGGCAACGGCUGUGCUUAUAAAUGGAUUCCACACAACCCAUGGAGAUGCAAUGGCAAAGCAGCAAGUGAAUGGGUUCACAAAAUACUUUGCAAUCAGCUUCUUCUGGAGCUUGUUCCAGUGGUUUUACUCAGGUGGAGACAAUUGCGGGUUCUCACAGUUUCCCACUUUUGGCCUAAAAGCUUGGAAACAAACAUUUUUCUUCGAUUUCAGCCUCACAUAUGUUGGGGCAGGCAUGAUUUGCUCCCACCUUGUCAAUAUGUCUCUCCUUCUUGGUGCACUUCUCUCAUGGGGGGUUAUGUGGCCACUGAUAAGUGAUUUGAAAGGGGACUGGUAUCCAGCAGAUAUACCAGAAAGCAGCAUGAGAAGCCUUCAAGGUUACAAGGCCUUCAUCUGCAUAGCACUUAUCCUAGGAGACGGCCUAUACAAUUUUGUCAAGAUUGUUGCAUUCACCAUUAAGAGUAUGCUUGACAAAUCAAGACUGAAGAAAGCAAAGAAAGAGGAAGACAUUCCAAUACUCGAUGACAUUCAUCGUAAUGAAGUUUUUACAAGAGACAGUAUCCCUUCGUGGCUAGCCUACUCUGGAUAUCUUGCACUAUCACUCAUUGCAGUGUUUGCCAUUCCCUUGAUGUUCCGUGAGAUGAAAUGGUACUACGUUGUGAUAGCAUACUUAUUGGCUCCUGCCUUGGGGUUCUGCAAUGCCUAUGGAACUGGCCUUACUGACAUCAAUAUGGCCUACAAUUAUGGAAAGGUUGCCCUCUUCAUUCUUGCAGCCUGGGCUGGGAAAGACUCUGGUGUAGUUGCUGGCCUAGUAGGCUGUGGUCUGGUGAAAUCGUUGGUGUCAAUAUCCGCUGAUCUGAUGCAUGACUUCAAGACUGGGCAUCUAACGUUAACAUCACCUAGAUCAAUGAUUAUUGCUCAGGUUAUUGGCACUGCCAUGGGCUGUGUGAUUGCACCACUGACAUUCUUUCUGUUCUACAAGGCCUUUGACAUUGGCAAUCCAGAUGGAUACUGGAAGGCACCUUACGCGCUAAUCUACCGAAAUAUGGCAAUUCUUGGUGUGGAGGGCUUCUCCGCUCUGCCCCUUCAUUGCUUGCAGCUGUGCUAUGGAUUCUUUGGGUUUGCAGUGGUGGCAAACCUUAUGAGGGACCUCUUCCCACUAAAGUACGGCAAAUGGGUCCCCCUACCAAUGGCAAUGGGGGUUCCAUUCCUAGUUGGCGCGAGCUUUGCCAUCGACAUGUGUGUCGGGAGCUUGAUAGUCUUCACCUGGCAUAUGAUCGAUAAAAGUAAGGCGCCGUUAAUGGUGCCAGCAGUUGCAUCUGGUUUUAUCUGCGGCGAUGGGCUUUGGAUCUUCCCUGCAUCCUUGCUUGCCUUGGCCAAGAUCAAUCCACCAUUGUGCAUGGCUUUUAGAUCUACACACUAGAGUAACAUGCUGGACAUUAGAGGGCAGCUCCAUGUACAAUCAGAAAAGAUACUGCCAUGCCAAAGUGCAGUAAAUAUUUUAUAGUUGAGAUGUGAUACUGUUAUGUGGGGCCGGCCCUAUAGUCGCUGCAAUAGGAAAUAGGGCUGGCGGCGGCGGCAGCACAUCACAACUUGCCUUUUAUUAGGAGAUAAAUUUGGUAGGAGUCUGAUUUGAUUUGGUUAGGAUAUAGGAUUUGAUUUAGUUUUCAAUUCAGAGAGAGAUAAGUUAGGAAAGUUAGGGUUUGAAAUCGAACUAGGAUUGUAAUCACCUCCCUAUACAAGAGAGGUAAUAUCAUAAUAAAGGCCAUCAAUAGUUAUUCCCUA